Molecule: messenger RNA, 6204 nt
Organism: Corythoichthys intestinalis (scribbled pipefish)
Lineage: Eukaryota; Metazoa; Chordata; Actinopteri; Syngnathiformes; Syngnathidae
Gene: unc45b
Product: unc-45 myosin chaperone B
Exons: 23
Coding region: 643-3438 (931 amino acids)
Cellular component (GO): cytoplasm
Molecular function (GO): Hsp90 protein binding
Source: RefSeq, a predicted model, not a curated record
AUUUUUCGCCAGCAGCGACAGUACUUUGUGAAAAUGACGCCAAUGAUAGACUGUUUCAUCACUUUGAUACACUCCGCGUUGUUUCAGAGCGACUUACGAAUUUUGACACGCGUCACGCGCCGUUUUUAUUCUUGUUAUCUUUUAUUGUGUCUUUAAAGCCACCCGACAUCAUGUACUGUAACUCUGUUUCCGAAUUUACCUCAUUUUGUAAGAGAUGCAACAUUCAGUUCUUCAAGCAAGUGAAAAACAUACAAUGAAGUGGGGCACAAAAUACAAAUACAAUACUGGAUGUUCCCUGUCUCACCAUUGGGAACUUGCGUCUUCAUGUGGGCCCCCCCAUCCGUCGUGAGUGGUCCACCUUGACUUGUCCCGCCUCAUUGCGACGACAAAUAUAAUUGGGGGUUGCAGUGGAGGAGGUUAGAAAUACCCAUUGACAAUCUCACUUGACUGAAGUUUUGGGACAGCGAUUGGAAGAACUAUUGAAUUCAAAGAAGAACAAGGAAAGCAGCAUUUGUUACACUGCGAAGGCACCAUGCCCAAAAAAGGCCUGAGGGGAGGCCAUUUAAAGUGCAUGUGUAUGAGAUAGCAUUUGCUAAUAAUUUGCUGUAAAGACUCAGGUCAGCAAGACACCGAUUCCAAACAAUGAUGGGGGACCCAAUCCAGUUAAAAGAUGAGGGAAACAAACAUUUUCAAGCUGGAGAUAUUGAUAAGGCUAUCGAGUGUUACACCAAAGCAAUCAGUGUUUGUCAAGACAAGAAGGUCUUGGCUGUUAUUCACAGAAACAGAUCUGCAUGCUAUCUGAAAAAGGAAAAGUAUUCCAAUGCAGCCUCUGAUGCAUCCAAAGCUAUUGAUGUUGAUGCAUCUGACAUCAAAGCCUUAUACAGACGGUGCCAAGCUCUGGAGAAGCUUGGGAAACUUGACAUGGCCUUCAAAGAUGUGCAGAGAUGCGCGACCAUUGAACCAAAGAACAAAACGUUCCUGGAGACUCUUCGCAGGCUGGGGGCUGAAAUCCAGACUAAGCUCAAAACAACAUUCUCCACAGAUUCAAGGGUACAGAACAUGUUUGAUAUUCUUCUUGAUGAUGAAAUGGAAAAGGACAAGAAGGAAAAGGCUGCCAACAACCUGAUUGUACUAUCCAGAGAGGAUGCAGGAGCAGAGCGAAUCUUCCAGAAUAAUGGCGUCCCUCUACUCCUCAGCAUGAUCGAGACAGGAAAAUCAGAGAUGAUCCUCGCUGCUAUUCGUACUCUUUCGGGAAUGUGCACAGGUCAUAAAGCUCGGGCAAUGGCUAUUAUUCACAUGGUGGGCAUUGAUAAGUUGUGCAGCAUUAUGGCACUUGACAAUGAGGAGAUUGCACUGGCAACAUGCAAUCUCUUUCAAUGCAUCAACGAUUCCCUCACAGGCGGUGAUAAAAGAGAAUAUGGGAAAGAGGAGUCCUUGGUUUUAGAUGCCGCCAAAGACUUGAAGACUAUUCUCCUGUCUUUGCUGGAGAUGGUUGGUAGUAAAAAGGUGUCUGGCCAUGGCCGAGACCAGGCGUUGAACCUCCUGAGCAAGAACGUCCCUCGCAAAGGACAGAAAGAGCUUGACAACUCAAGGACACUUUUCACUAUUGAUCAUGGUCUAAAGAAAAUUCUCAAGGUGUGUGGUCAGGUUCCUGAAUUACCUGACCAGUUGCCCUUGACUGAGAACACCCAGCUAAUUGCCAGCGUGGUUCUCAACCGGCUCUAUGAUGAUCUCACAUGUGAUCCGGAGAGAAACAACUUCAGGGAUAUAUGUGAUGAGUACAUAAAAACCAAAAUCGACCCUAAUGACAUGGAUAAAACAAUUCACGCCAUCAACGUGAUUUCAGGGCUGCUGCAAGGUCCAUUUGAGGUUGGGAACGCUUUGGUUGGUAGGCAAGGCAUCAUGGAGAUGAUGGUGGCGCUGUGUGGCUCUGAACGUGAGGUGGAUCAGAUGGUGGCAGUGGAGGCACUCAUCCAUGCCUCGACAAAGAUGAGCCGUGCUAGUUUCAUCAUCACCAAUGGUGUGUCACUGCUUAAAGACAUCUAUAAGAAGACCAAAAAUGAGAAGAUUAAGAUACGUUCGCUGGUGGGUCUCUGCAAACUGGGCUCAGCAGGAGGUGAUGACUACAGCUUAAGACAGUUUGCUGAGGGCUCAACUGAGAAGUUAGCCAAACAGUGCAGAAAAUGGCUCUGCAAUCCUAUGAUUGAUGCCAAAACAAGAAAGUGGGCUGUUGAGGGUUUGGCCUACCUAACUAAUGAUGCUGAUGUCAAAGAUGACUUUGUUGAGGACGAGCCAGCAUUGAAAGCCAUGUUUGAACUAGCCAAGUCUAAAGAUAAAACCAUCAUAUACGCAGUGGCCUGCACCUUGGUAAACUGCACCAACACCUAUGAGAAGAAAGAGAUAAUCCCCGAGCUGGUACAGUUGGCAAAGUUCUCAAAACAGCAUGUGCCUGAGCAACAUCCCAAGGACAAGAAGGAUUUUAUUGAGAAGAGAGUUAAAAGACUUCUCAAAGCUGGGGUCACAUCUGCUCUUGCUGUAAUGGUUAAAGCAGACAAUUCUAUUCUGACGGACCAGACCAAAGAAAUGCUUUCAAGGGUUUUCUUGGCAUUGUCUGAGGAUCCCAAAGAUCGUGGUACUAUUGUUGCCCAUGGUGGAGGAAAGGCUUUGAUUCCUCUCGCUCUGGAAGGAACAGAGGCUGGAAAAGUGAAGGCCUCUCACGCGCUUGCCAAAAUUGCAUCCAUUUCAAACCCAGAGAUCGCCUUUCCUGGUGAAAGAGUGUAUGAGGUGGUCAGGCCGUUAGUCAACCUUCUUCACACAGACAGAGAUGGAAUCCAGAAUUUUGAGGCCCUGCGAGGCCUUACCAACUUCGCUGGAUUCAGUGAAAAGCUAAGGAUAAAGAUCGUGAAAGAGAAUGCGCUACCUGAUAUUGAGAGCUAUAUGUUUGAGGAACAUGAACAGAUCAGACAAGCUGCCACUGAAUGCAUGUGCAACCUUGUGACAUGUAAAGAUGUACAAGAGCGCUACCUAGAGGAUGGUAAUGAUAAGCUGAAACUUCUUGUACUACUGUCCGGAGAGGAUGAUGAGAAACUUCAGAUUGCUGCAGCUGGAGCAUUAGCCAUGCUUACUGCUGCUCAGAAGAAGCUUUGCACCAAGAUGACACUUGUGACUGCCCAGUGGCUUGAGAUCCUACAGCGGUUAUGUCUACACAGUAACCCAAUGAUCCAGCACCGCGGCCUGGUGACGGUGUACAAUAUGCUCAACUCGGACGAUAGUGAGCUGGCCAAGAAACUUAUUGAGAGUGAGUUGCUAGAAAUCAUGUCAGUCAUUGGCAAGGCAGCAGACAAUCCCAAGAGACAGGAUGUCAUCGAUGCGGCACGGUCAUGUCUGGUCAAAGCUAUGGACAUGGGUCUGAUCAAACCUUUCUCGACCCCUUCUUAAACACAGGCCAUAGACACCACAACACAAGGAGACAUUCUUCUUCUUCCUUUCUCUGUUGUUUGUUUUCAUCAGAUUUUUCCACAUUAAAGAAGUCACUGGAUGAUAUAACUUACUAAAAUAAUGUGUACAUAUAUUAUUAACAAGGAUGCACAGGAUUAGGCAUGUGCCGGUAUGAGAUUCUGACGGUAUGAUAAGUUUAAGCAAAAAUUUUACAGUAUCACGGUAUUGAAUUACAGCUCUAAAAUGUGUUACCUUGAGAUAUCUGGGUUAAAAAAAGCAAAAAACUUUUUUUCCAAUGCACAGGAUUUUUAUUUUUCAAAACAUUAGCAAAAUGGAACAUAAGUAUAAUGAUAAGUUCAAAUAAUAAAAAAAAACAAAAACAAUUCUAUAUGAAAUUUAAACCUUUAGGUGAGCGUAAACCCACAGCCACAGCUUAACAUUAUUAUCAUCAGAACAAAAAUAAUUGAAUUAUUUUCCAUGAAAAGCACAUGUGUAUGACUCGUAUCAUGUUUACAUGAUACACUCUUUCUCAACACAGACAGUUGCCAGGGCGAUAAAAAACACGUUUUACCAUCGCUAGACACACUAAACAUGCUGGAGUUAACUCUUGUAGCUGGUGAGAACGUUCAUGAUCGUGUUUACUAACCUUUUAUUUUGUAUAAAUGCGAGAACAUACUGGAUGUAUUGCCUCCUCUGCAGCUACCCUCAGCAAACAUGUUUUACAUGUCAGUUGGCCCUCCUCCUCUAAGCAGCGGCCUUCUGUAACUUUUAUGUAGCCAAAAGUAUUCCCAUACCAGCGAUUUCGUUUUCUUCGAUGUGGGGGAACAAGUUCAGGAGUUUCACCUCCUCCAGCCAUCGUGUAACACAGCUGACUCACUGACACUGAGCAACAAUCAGUGGGGGAGGGUUGAGCCUUGCAGCUGCAAGCGAGGGAUUUUUCCCUGCAUUUUAGGUAAAUAAAAAUAGCUAAUACCUAGGGACGGUUUGACAGAAAUUCUUUGCGGUUUUGAUACCGUGACAUUUUCAUACCACGGUAUACCUUGAAACCGAUUAUCGGCAGAUGCCUACACGGGUAUAGACAUCUGACAAUGUUUGAACAUGUCUCACCUGCAAAAUCAUACUGGUACCUGAUUCAAUCGAAAAACAGGAUCCAGAUCGAAUUUGAAAUUAAUUUUACUUUUUGAAUGUAUAAUUUCUAUUGUGAAAGAAUCAAGACAUGAUAUUGAUAUAAAGAGGGGUUGGACAAAAUAAUGGAAACACCUAACAUCAAAAUCAUUGAACAUAAUUGCUAAAGAAUGGCACGAGGAACAUUCUAAUGAAGUUGAGCAUCUCGUAUGGCCAGCACAAUCGCCAAAACUCAAAAUCAUUGCGCAUUAGGGAUUCAAUUAAGACGUCGAUUUCCACUGCCAUCGACUCUAAAAGAAUUAGAGGGUAUUUUAACUGGAGAAUGGCUUAAAAUUCCUUUGGAAACUAUCCACAAGUUGUAUGAAUCAAUAGUUUUGAGAAUUUAGGCCGUAAAUGCCGUAUAAGGCAGACCUACACCAUAAUAAAGUAGUUUUUGUUGAUUUUUUUCCAGGUGUUUCCAUUAUUUUGUCCAACCCAUGUAUAGGUUUGAAUGUGUUUACAUUGUGUGCGUGUAACAAAAGUUUUGUUUGUUUUUUGAAAAAAAAAAACAUUUCAGUGUUAUUUAUUGGAGCUCAUUUGAAUAUGCUUCCAUAAUUCUACAAUUAGGGGAAUCAAUGAUGACAAGACUAAAGUGCAAAACAGUACAAACUGGUUACAAUUAGUUUUGCAGUUUCUGCCCUUGUUCUGCGACCACAAUUAUGUCAGUAUUGGGCUGUCACAUGCAAAUGUUUGGAGACACAACUGUGCUUCUAGAGGAAAUGGAAUGUAAGUGCACUGUUUUCCAACCUUUAUCAAGACCAAAAACCUUAAAAAAAAAUCUCAAAGCACACUAAACGAAAAUGUCACAGAAUUUUGACAGGAGUGACCUCAUUGCACGAUACAUAAAUAAUUAACUAUAUAAAUUCAUGUGAAAUUUGGGCCGGUUCAAUUAAACAAUUGUUAUUUUUUGCAAGUUAAUUGUAAUUGUACUUUCUGCCUUCUCGUGCAAAUGCAAUUCACCAUGCAGUACAUCACUCGAAUACAAACAAAAAUCAUGGUGAAUUUGGUGAUUUUUCUUCAUACUUUGUGUACUAUAUGGCUUUUGCUUUGCUUUGUAAAGUUUUAACAUGCAUGUAAUGACAAAUGUUUUUCCCUGAGACUACAUGGCAAUAUCCUUUAGUUAUGCCUUUUUUUUUUAUGUCAUGCAGCAAUCUAAGGUCAUGGGCAUUCCGUGUUGCUUUUUGGCCUUUAAUCUUACGUGCAGAGAUUUCUUGAGUUUUUCCGAAUCUUUUGAUGAUAUGGACUGAUGAAAUCAAUUAGCUCCUUGAGAAGAAAUGGCGCAAUCACGCACAAACACAUUUGAAAACUUAAAAGGUCCAAUAAGCCUUGGUUUAACGCCCACAUUUCACAACACUCAAAAAACUGCACACGAAUAUCCAACAGCGCGCUGCACGAUGGUAUCUCAACAGCAACAACAAACAAUAAUAUGGCUACAAUGCAAGCUAUAUGAAGUUCUCCACUGGCUAAAUCUGCAGCUAACUUUUCCUCCCUGGGCACUAUAUAAACUAUUAUAAUAAUCUUAAUUCUCGACCUCGAAUUGACUUUUAGAAAAUUUAGCUGUUUUUGUAAAGAAAAAAAUCACUAAUUUGUUUUUGCGCCUCC